AUGACUACUCUCGAGGAAGCCACCCUCACGGAGCUUCUAACCGCUCUUCAAUUAAAGCUGGAGUAUGAAGGAGAAAAAGGAUAUGAUCGACUUGACACUCGAUUGAGACCCCUGGUGGCAGCUGAGAUCUCGGGACAAAUAAAUUUAGGUGAAAUAAUCCUAAAACGUCUCUGGGGACGCCGCAACGCUGUUCAAGCUAUCAACCAGCUGCCCCCCGAGACACUUAUCCUCAUUUUCUCCAUGGUUCGAAACUUUGACUUCGAUGUAUUUCCACCACGGAUGGAGGGCGAACUGACAGGGAUGAACGAUUGGAUUGUUAUCACGCAGAACCAAGAGCUUGUCUUUCUCGAGAGAAUCGGUCCAUACAUUCCCUUUCACUUAAACCUCUCCAUUCCGCCUCCUUUAAGUCCUUUCGACAGCCAUAGCUCACGCCGAUUGACUUCACCACUAGGCCUCCGCCAAGUCCUGCACGACAACGCCGAAAGAGUACAGUCACUUCACAUAUCGCGGGCGGGGUUCUUCUCCACUGAGCUCUGGCCCGUGCUUGACCAGCCCUUACCCGCGUUGCAGAGCUUGCAUCUCUCACUUAUGCGUGAAAAUGUCGCCUCCACAGCUGGUCAGGGAAUACCCCUUCCACGGAUCCUUCGAGGUCAGCAGAGCAGACUCACCCACCUGUCAUUAGCAAGAGUCACACAUUGGCCGGAGAACAAGACCACAUUCUCGCGCAUUACUCACCUCGCGCUCAUGAACCAGGACUCCAACUCCCGCCUCCGCUUCUACAGCUUCCUCCUCGUACUCGAGGGUCUCCCCCUGCUGGAGGUCCUUGGGCUGUACUUUGCCGGCCCGCAGGCUUGCCCGAAUGAUGGAAAACCAAGGGCGAAGACAUUGCUUCCAUGCAUCCGGAGGAUUGAGUUUGAAUGGUCUGAUGCCCAACUCAGUCCCUGUCAGCUACUCGAUUUCAUCGACUGGAGCAACAAAAAAUUGCUUGAAAUAAUUUUCAGAGGGAAGGGCACCAUGGGAGGACCUGGGAACGUGACGAUGUCCCACUCAUUGCCACCGCCAGAACUCCUUCUCACUGUGUCACGAUUCUCAAUCCAGAACGACUCGGACCCAAGGGUACAUGGAAUGCACCUGACAACUUCAACCCUUCCCAAUGCACCUGGUGGGUUAUUGGAGAUCAUCAUUUUCUCAAAAAACCGAGAUGAGACCCUCAAUGCUGUCGCACCGCUCCUUCCCAACAUCCACGACGUGCGCGUCUGCGUACCACCCUCCUUAUCGACCCGACGGAAAUCCUCAUCAAGAAAAAUACGCACUGACGGCAACGUUAUUAGAAUGUUGCACAGAUUUCCGAAGCUUACACACGCCCGCCUCGAGUACGCUUUAAACUACCCGGAAUUUGUUGCUAUCCUUGGAAAAUAUCCAUACCAAGGCCCUGCAACAUUCGCACCGUCUACAGUGGCGUCGUACCCUCAGCGGGAGGAGAGGCCCACGACUCUUUUUGCAUGGCCUCAUCUCAAGCAACUUACGGUCCACGAACUACCUAAGCGGCACAUGCACGAGACACAGAGCAUCCAGCAGCAGGACAAGAAAGUGAAGGGACCCUCAGCGGAGCUGCUACGGGAGGCGGCAAGGAAGAGUCUUGUUGAAUCGGGGGAAGAAGGCGAUGUGCGCGUCAUCCGCCACUCUGCAACUGUUUCACACGACGGCGAUAUCGCUCGUCGUUCCUUGCCGGAUAUUCACUCAAGCGCAAGAUCGAGAGGGCAGUCAGAAGAUGAAGAAAACGGAAGGACGUUUGCCCUCGUCAUCCUGCCCCGUUCUGUGGACGGCUCCCUCAAGGUCAAGAUGUCGACUUUCGGGAGGAAUCUGCCAUACAUUGCAUAG
Messenger RNA from Cyclocybe aegerita, 1881 nucleotides. Lineage: Eukaryota; Fungi; Basidiomycota; Agaricomycetes; Agaricales; Hemipholiotaceae. The record is from the annotation of a GenBank genome assembly.